CAAACGGGGGAUGGUAAAGGGUGGAGUUGGGUGAUAGAGAGCAAGGGAUAGUAAAAGGAAGAGAAAGACAGAGAAAGGGAAAUAUUUAUUAAAAAAAAAGGAAUAAAUUAACAGCAGCUGCAGGAGGACUGAGUCACAGCAGGAAGAUCAACAAGAUGGUGUUCUAUACGUGUGGACCAAAUGAAGCCAUGGUUGUAUCAGGGUUUUGUCGCACUCCUCCUGUGAUGAUCGCCGGUGGUCGCGUGUUUGUCUUGCCGUGUAUACAACAAAUACAGAGGAUCUCACUGAACACACUGACACUAAAUGUGAAGAGCGAGAAGGUUUAUACCCGUCAUGGGGUGCCUAUCUCCGUCACUGGCAUUGCCCAGGUGAAAAUCCAGGGGCAGAACAAAGAAAUGCUGGCUGCUGCCUGCCAGAUGUUCCUGGGGAAGAGUGAAAAUGAGGUGGCCCAUAUUGCCCUUGAGACACUGGAGGGCCACCAGCGAGCUAUUAUGGCUCAUAUGACAGUGGAGGAAAUCUACAAGGACAGACAAAAAUUUUCAGAGCAAGUGUUCAAGGUGGCCUCGUCUGACCUUGUUAACAUGGGUAUCAGUGUUGUUAGCUACACGCUGAAAGAUAUCCACGAUGAUCAGGAUUAUCUUCAUUCUCUCGGAAAAGCGAGGACGGCGCAAGUACAGAAAGACGCAAGAAUUGGUGAGGCAAUAGCCAAGAGAGAUGCAGGAAUCAAGGAGGCAGAGGCAAUGCAAGCAAAGGUAUCGGCUCAGUACGUUAACGAGAUUGAAAUGGCAAAAGCGCAAAGAGAUUUUGAGCUGAAGAAAGCAACAUACGACAUGGAGGUGAACACAAGGAAAGCGGAAAGUGAAAUGGCUUAUCAGCUACAGGUGGCUAAGACCAAGCAAAAAAUUGAGGAGCAGAAAGUUCAGGUGCAGGUGGUAGAGAGGACACAGCAGAUCCAGUUACAGGAACAAGAAAUAUCCCGAAAGGAGAAAGAACUCGAAGCUAUGAUAAAGAAGCCAGCAGAUGCUGAGCGCUUCCGACUGGAAAAGAUUGCAGAGGCCGAAAGAAUGAGGCUGGUCACCCAGGCAGAGGCGGAAGCAGAAGUUAUCAGGGUGAAGGGAGAGGCUGAAGCUUACGCCGUGGAGGUCCGUGCAAUAGCCGAUGCCGAACAGAUGGCUAAAAAAGCUGAAGCCUUCCAAGAUUACCAAGAUGCGGCUAUGGUGAAUAUGUUGCUGGAGAAACUUCCUGAGGUAGCGGAGGAGAUCACCAGACCCUUGAUGCAAACAAAAAAGAUUACAAUGGUGUCCAGUGGGGGCAGUGAGGUGGGCGCUUCCAAGAUAACAAGCGAGAUGUUGGAUAUACUCAGCCGUCUGCCGGAAACAGUAGAGAAACUGACUGGCAUCAGCAUUAACCAGGCCGGGUAUAAGAAGCCAGGACGCAUGUCGUAAUGUCCGAGGAUUUCCUAGAAACCGUAGCGAUCGAUGCUAUCAACUAUCUAUUAAUGUUGUUUUCAACAUGGAAUCUGUUCCUGUGAAUAUUCUUCAUGUUAGGCUCUUCGUUAGAUUGUUAUCAUUUUAUUGCCAUAGUGUUUAAUUUUUUUUACUGUAUUUUAUUUGUGUUGCUUCUGGGAAUGCCAUUGAGUGAAUGGAAAUCCGUAUGCAAAAAACGCUUUUCACUCCCUAUGUUGCAUGCAGGACUGGACUAAAUGCUCAAAAUGAAAUGGCUACCAUGUGCCAUGUGUCUGCGUCAUCAUCAAGCUUUCACCUACUAACACAAAAUUGAAAGGGGCAUUUUAGUGUAAAAGUAAAAACGCUUUAAUUUCUUUAGCAGAUAUGGGCAUUCGUUUUAGAAGUAAAACCUGCUAUGUUGUUAAAAAGAAAGAGUUCCCUUUAUUAAAGGGACAUUAGAAACUAAACACAUUUCAUGCACCUUCUAAUCAUGGGUGCUGCCAUAUUGGAAUCUAGGUUACACUGCAGGUAUCUGAAGGAGCACCUCCCUCUAAUCAUGGGUGCUGCCAUAUUGGAACCUAGGUUACACUGCAGGUGCACACGUGAGAGCGCGUCGGCACUGGAAUGUAGUGAAAACUAGAUUUCAUGUGUUUACCCUAUUCUUAUAGACUUUCGAAUAAAGGUUAAGUUUUAACCUUGGAAUUUUU
This is a messenger RNA of Bombina bombina (fire-bellied toad), 2152 nucleotides long. RefSeq names its product flotillin 1 (gene FLOT1). Bases 156 to 1445 code for a protein of 429 amino acids. Gene Ontology annotation, biological process: protein kinase C signaling; positive regulation of cell junction assembly; regulation of receptor internalization. Lineage: Eukaryota; Metazoa; Chordata; Amphibia; Anura; Bombinatoridae. Gene Ontology annotation, cellular component: plasma membrane. The record is from RefSeq and is a predicted model, not a curated record. The transcript is spliced from 13 exons.